UGUCAUUGCCAUCAAAUCAGGUAGUUGUUAGAUUGCUCUCUGCGCGUACAGUUUCGUCUGCUUUCCUUUCACGACUACUGUUCACUUCGUGUACCCUUCUAUUCAAAGAUGCUACUAAAAGUGCUACAAUUUUCUUGCGUUUAUUCGAAAGGGAUGGUUCUCAUUUUGAUGCGCACGUAUUAAAUAUAAAUGAAUUGGAAAGAAUGGCAGAUUAUUUGCGAAAUGAUAAGAGCAUAGCAAUCUACAUUCAUGGCUAUCUAGAUAAUGUAACUACUGCAGAUGUGCAACUUGUAACACGUGCAUAUUUAGAGGCCACGGAUGACAACGUUCUUGCGAUCGAUUAUCGAGAAAUUGCUAUGAUCAAUUACGUAAUCGGUGCUUCGUUGCUGAAGGUAGUCGGCAAACAUUUAGCCGAAACUUUAAACUUUUUUGUGAGUUCCGGUGUGAAUCCGAAAAAAAUACAUCUAAUUGGACAUUCAAUGGGUGCGCAAGUAGCUGCAUUCACUGGACGUAAUACGAACUUCAGACUUCCCAGGAUAACAGGAUUAGAUCCCGCUGGACCCUUAUUCUACAUUCUCAAUAAUCGAUUGACCCAUAACGAUGCUGACUUCGUAGAUGUUAUCCAUACCGACGCGGGCUUUUACGGAAUAGCUUUGUAUAGUGGCCAUGUGGAUUUCUAUCCGAACGGUGGCCACAGACCGCAACCUGGUUGUAUGCUAUUUGGUCCACCUUUAUCCGUAACAGAUUUCUGCAGUCAUUACAGAUCGUGCAGAUUUUAUGCAGAAUCAGUUAAAAACCCUAACGCUUUCAUUGGUGAAUGUAAAGUCGACUGCAGCAGCAGCAAUCUUAUUCCAAUGGGUGUUGCUACACCAAGUAAUACGACAGGUAAAUAUUUUCUGACAACAAAUGCGGAGAGUCCUUUUGGUCGAGGUGAAAGGAGUAUUUCUCUUCAUUAGAUCUUUAGUUAAAAAUCUUCCAUACCUAUAUGAGACGAUUCAAUUUGAAUAAAAGACAUACGUUUUAUUCAUGAACUACAAAAAUGAGUAAACGAGCAAUUAAUCUAGAAAAUGCAUCUAUGACAUACAUUUUAUAACUGCCAAAAGACCAGAAUAUUUCUUACUCCUUUCGCUAUAAUUAUAUUAUAAAGAUACCAGUAAUAGAAUUAUGCAAUUUAUAUAAUUUAUGUACCUGUAUAUUUUUAAAAGAUUUCAGUAAACCUUUAAUUAUAUUUA
This is a messenger RNA of Bombus pascuorum, 1232 nucleotides long. Its product is annotated as pancreatic triacylglycerol lipase-like. The record is from RefSeq and is a predicted model, not a curated record. The coding region runs from base 204 to 956 and encodes 250 amino acids. Gene Ontology annotation, molecular function: lipase activity. The transcript has 7 exons. NCBI's taxonomy places the organism in Eukaryota, Metazoa, Arthropoda, Insecta, Hymenoptera, Apidae.